Didymodactylos carnosus is the source of this 1021-nucleotide messenger RNA. NCBI's taxonomy places the organism in Eukaryota, Metazoa, Rotifera, Eurotatoria, Philodinida, Philodinidae. The record is from the annotation of a GenBank genome assembly.
GUAAACACUUAAUUGUAUCGACUCUGGAAUCUUGAAAUAAAAUUGUUAAAUGAAAAGAAAAGAUAAAUAGUUACGUUAAAGAAAGUUUCUGUGAAACCACACAACUUUCAAGUCUAUCCAACGUCAUACCAUCUUUUCGUGAAAGUAUUUACUCUUGGACUAUAUGCGCGCGUUUAUACUAUAGUUUUAGUACAAAGUUAGUAUAGUAGUAGCUAGCCAGCUUUGUUUGAUGUAGAACAUAGUGAUGUUAAGACGUUGAAAGAAGUGUGAUGAGUUUUCAGGGAAUUUUCUAAAAAGCUUCGCACGUUUGCUACUCUAUUUUAUCCUUUUUUCAUCUUUCAUCAUCGGUCUUAGUCACAUAAUAGACUCCCUUUCUGUUUCAUUUUCACAAAAUCAUUGCAAUAAAACUAGAAGUUUUCUUGAAGCUUCUAAUAGUUUACAUAUACACUGAGAGGUUGGGGCGGGACAGUUUCAGUUCCUAUUGUUUCUAGUAACUGGUUAAAAGAACUGGUGACCAGUUACCGUUACUAGUAACUGAAACUGCUCACCAGUUGUUUUUGAGUGAUUCGCGACUUUUAUUGGUAUUGGUGAAACCAUUCUCAAAAUCGUAGUUUUCAUAAAACUACGGUUAGUUUUUUGAAAAUGUAAUAAUAGUUUUUACGAUAGAGCAAGUCUCUAGCUUUCUUUUUUCAAAGGUUGUUCAAAAACAGUUCUACGGCAGGCUUUUUAACUAAAUAGUCACAUUAGUCACGUUACGUUUUCAUAACUUUCUGUAUCGCGUUUAUAUCUGUUGUAGUUAAAUAAGUUAAUUAAGAACUUAGAAGUGGAAGUCGGAAUCGCAAUGAGUCAAUAUAUGAAAGAUGAAAACCAUGAUGGAACAGUAGCAUUUGAAGAUACAAAACGAUUUAAAGAUUUAACCGAACAAGGGAGAACGGCCCGAAUGAUUCUCCGGACAUUGAAAUUAAUUGUGAAUUUAUUGGAUAUAACUCCCAUGUUAGGCGUUCUUCAAGAUGUUGUAUAG